Brassica oleracea var. oleracea is the source of this 1545-nucleotide messenger RNA. RefSeq names its product putative amidase C869.01. The transcript has 5 exons. NCBI's taxonomy places the organism in Eukaryota, Viridiplantae, Streptophyta, Magnoliopsida, Brassicales, Brassicaceae. The coding region runs from base 78 to 1463 and encodes 461 amino acids. The record is from RefSeq and is a predicted model, not a curated record.
AACAUGGAUCUGUCAGAAAGAGACCAUUGGCGACUAGCGUUGACCCUUUAUCUCUCUCUCUCUCUCUCUCUUUAGCCAUGGUUGCUCUGCGUUUCAUCUUGUCAUCAUCUUUUCUUCUUCUUCAUCUUCUUAUCACUCAAGCUCAGCCCCACUCUCUCAAUAAGCCCACCUCAACAUUCUCGAUUCAAGAAGCCACUGUUGAUGACAUCAGAGUUGCUUUCAAGGAGAAGAGACUGACAUCAAAACAGCUCGUUGAGUACUAUCUCAAAGCAAUCUCCAAACUCAACCCCACGCUCCACGCCGUCAUCGAGACGAACCCAGAUGCGUUAGUCGAUGCAGAGAUGGCAGACAAAGAACGCCAGCUCAAAGGCGUCACUAAGCUUCCCAUGUUGCACGGUAUUCCGGUUCUGCUCAAGGACAACAUAUCCACGAAAGACAAGCUUAACACAACGGCUGGUUCCUUUGCUUUGCUUGGUUCUGUCGUCCCUCGAGACGCGGGUGUUGUCAAGAGACUCCGAAGAUCUGGUGCUGUUAUCUUGGGCAAAGCCAGUUUAAGCGAAUGGGCUAACUUCCGAUCUUCCAUCCCAAAUGGUUGGAGCGCACGUGGCCUCCAAGGAAAGAAUCCAUAUGUUUUAUCAGCAGAUCCAUUGGGGUCAAGUAGUGGAUCAGCUAUUUCUGUAGCAGCCAAUCUUGUGGCCGUAUCACUAGGGACUGAAACUGAUGGUUCCAUUCUUGCUCCAUCCAGUCAAAACUCGGUGGUCGGGAUUAAACCAAGUGUCGGGCUCACAAGCAGAGCCGGGGUGGUCCCUAUCUCCUUGAGACAGGAUAGUGUUGGGCCAAUAUGCAGGAGAGUUUCAGAUUCUGUUCAUGUCCUUGAUGCUAUUGUGGGUUAUGAUCCAUUGGACGAGGCCACGAGGACCGCUUCUAAGUACAUACCCAAAGGCGGUUACAAGCAGUUUUUGAGAGCUAAUGGCCUCAAGGGUAAGAGAUUAGGCGUUGUGUUUGGUUCUCUUCUUGAUCAUGACAUCAAAACACUAAGACAAGAAGGAGCCAUCGUCAUUGAAAAUUUAACGAUACCAUACUCAGAUAGCGGUGAAAUGACAGCACUUUUGGCUGAGUUCAAAAUCUCUCUUAACGCAUAUCUUAAAGCGCUUGUGAAAUCGCCAGUCCGAUCCUUAGCAGACGUUAUUGCCUUCAACAAAAAAUUUGCUAAAAAGGAAAAGGUGAAAGAAUGGGGACAAGAGGUCUUCCUUGAAGCAGAAGCAACCAAUGGAAUGGGUGAUAAAGAAAAAGAAGCGUUGCGUACAAUGGAAGAAUUUUCGAGGAACGGAAUAGAAAAGCUAAUGAAAGAGAACAAGUUAGAUGCGAUAGUGACAUAUGGUUACAUGUUGAGCUCUGUCCUCGCCGUUGGAGGGUAUCCAGGAAUCACUGUCCCUGCAGGAUAUGAUAGACAAAACAAAUAACUGAAUCUUUGGAAUGGUACAGAGAAAAGAAGUGAAUCUUUGGAAUGUCCAUAGUGAGGUAUGGUUACAUGUUUAUCACCCU